AACGUUAAUUUCUACGUAGCAUAUGAUGACCAUUAUUAAAACCAUACAUAAAAUGUGAUAGGUAUAGGAUAAGGAUGAAGACACCGCUUAGUUUGUAUCGACCUGCUCCAUUACAUAAAUAUUUAUUCAAAUUGAAGGCAUUAGCUUCAAGGAAAGCAAGCAAUGAAAAUGGAAAUGGAAGUGCAAAUAAUUUCCAAAGAAAAUGUUAAACCAUCUUCUCCAACACCAACUCACCAAAGGAUCUUCAAAUUUUCCCUUCUAGAUCAGCUUCUGCCAUCUUCAUAUGCUCCACUCAUCCUCUUCUAUCCCAUGAAAAAGAACUCAACUCAUCUCAAGGUCCCCAGCAGAUUAAGCCUGCUCAAAUCAUCUCUAUCACAGACCUUAACUUGGUUUUAUCCUCUUGCUGGAAAGAUCAAAGAUGAACUUUCCAUCAAUUGCAAUGAUGAAGGUGCCUGUUUUGCAGAAGCUAGAGUGAGCUGUAGCCUCCAUGAAUUCCUAACUCAACCUGAUCUCCUGUUAAUACAUAAUAAGCUCCUUCCAUGUGAAUUCUCUUUUAAGGAAUUAGCACCAGGAUCUUAUGUGGUGUGUAUUCAAGCAAAUAUCUUCAGUUGCGGUGGUAUUGCCAUUAGCAUAUGCAUUUCUCACAAGAUCAUAGAUGGUGCUGCACUUGAGACCUUUAUCAAGGGGUGGACUUCCGCUGCCAGGGGCUGCAAUCAACCAAUAUAUCCUAAUUUUCUUUCUGCUUCUCUUUUCCCUGCAAAUGAUGAGUUGUGGUUUAAAGACUCAUCAUCUCCCAUGUGGGGUUCCUUCGUUAGAAAGGGCAGUUGUAUCACAAGACGAUUUGUGUUUGAUUCCUCAGCAAUAGCCAAGUUGAAAGCUGAAGCAACGAGCUCAGGAGUGAAAUGUCCCACGCGGAUUGAGGUGGUCUCAGCUUUCCUGUGGAAGGCUAUGAUAGCUGCUUCUGCAGAAUUGCAUGGAUUUCAGAGGCCUUCUUUGCUAACCCAUCUUGUGAAUCUGCGUAGAACAAUGGAACCAUCUUUCUUUACAGAGAAUUCCUUAGGAAACCUCCUGUGGUUAGCAGCUGCUAAAUACGCAGCAGAGUCCAAGCCAGAAUUCAGUAACUUGGUAAGCGAGGUGAAGAAAGCAGUAUCAAGAAUUGAUGCUCAGUUUUUCAGGCAAAUCAAAGGAGAGGAAGGGAAAUCUGUGAUGUCCGAGUUCUUCAAGACAGUAGCUGAAAUGGGUUCAGGAGAUGAAGUAGAUUGCUUUGGAUUUUCAAGUUGGAGUCACUUUGGUUAUUAUGGUGCUGAUUUUGGGUGGGGAAAGCCUGUGUGGGUUAGCAGUAUUGGCUUGACAGCUUCAGUUUUUAUGAAUAUUAUCAUUUUGGUUGAUACAAGGCUAGGUGAUGGAAUAGAAGCUUGGGUGACCUUAGACGAGACAGACAUGGCUAUAUUAGCUGGCAAUCCAGAACUCCUCAAAUUGGCAUUGCUGGACCCAAGUCCUCUGCUAUUUGAUGACUCUGUAUGACACACAUCUAUGUGAGAACCAUCAUUUUCUAUAAUAAAAUAGAAGAUUAAUCAAA
Messenger RNA from Manihot esculenta (cassava), 1579 nucleotides. Its product is annotated as stemmadenine O-acetyltransferase. Bases 163 to 1524 code for a protein of 453 amino acids. The transcript has a single exon. The record is from RefSeq and is a predicted model, not a curated record. NCBI's taxonomy places the organism in Eukaryota, Viridiplantae, Streptophyta, Magnoliopsida, Malpighiales, Euphorbiaceae.